Oncorhynchus kisutch (coho salmon) is the source of this 6224-nucleotide messenger RNA. Its product is annotated as calcium/calmodulin-dependent protein kinase type II subunit gamma. Gene Ontology annotation, molecular function: calmodulin binding; calcium/calmodulin-dependent protein kinase activity; ATP binding. Gene Ontology annotation, biological process: protein phosphorylation. The transcript has 23 exons. The coding region runs from base 328 to 2199 and encodes 623 amino acids. NCBI's taxonomy places the organism in Eukaryota, Metazoa, Chordata, Actinopteri, Salmoniformes, Salmonidae. The record is from RefSeq and is a predicted model, not a curated record.
UCUCCUCCGCCUUCUCCCCCGGUCAAUGCUAAUUUAGAUCCUUGGGACGUCCCUUCCCUUCCCUAAGCCCUGAACCCUAACCCUGACUUUACCCCUUACCCUUACCCUCAUCUUGACCAUAGCCCCAACCUAACUCUAAACUUAACCUUAACCCCUAGCCGUUUCAAAUUUAAACUUAAAUUGGGUGACGUCAGAGUUCAGAGUCCUCACAAGGAUCCCGUUUAGACAUCUUAGUUUUUUAGUAUCUCCCUUUGAGUUUACGAGAUCUCCCCCCGAAUCCUGAGCGAGGCAGUCACAGAAACGAGAGGCGAUACCCUCCUGCACAACAUGGCUACAAUUGUAACCUCGACCAGAUUUACAGACGAAUAUCAGCUGUACGAGGAGCUCGGAAAGGGCGCCUUCUCCGUUGUCCGGCGAUGCGUUAAAAAGUCCAACGGCCAGGAAUUUGCUGCUAAAAUUAUCAACACGAAAAAACUCUCAGCAAGAGAUCAUCAAAAACUGGAACGAGAGGCCCGCAUCUGUCGCCUGCUCAAACAUCCCAACAUAGUACGACUACACGAAAGUAUCUCAGAGGAAGGCUUCCAUUACCUUGUCUUUGACCUUGUCACCGGUGGAGAGCUGUUUGAAGACAUUGUUGCCAGAGAGUAUUACAGUGAGGCCGAUGCCAGCCAGUGUAUCAAUCAGAUCCUGGAGAGUGUCCACCACAUGCACCAGCAUGACAUUGUGCACAGGGACCUCAAGCCAGAAAACCUGCUCCUGGCCAGUAAGCUGAAGGGAGCUGCAGUGAAGUUGGCUGACUUUGGGCUGGCCAUCGACGUGCAGGGAGACGAGCAAGCAUGGUUCGGUUUUGCAGGCACUCCAGGCUACCUCUCUCCAGAGGUCUUGAGGAAGGACCCCUACGGCAAGCCGGUGGAUAUCUGGGCCUGUGGUGUGGUCCUGUACAUUCUCCUGGUGGGCUACCCUCCCUUCUGGGAUGAAGAUCAGCACAAGCUCUAUCAGCAGAUCAAGGCUGGGGCUUACGAUUUCCCCUCCCCAGAGUGGGACACGGUGACCCCCGAAGCCAAGAACCUGAUCAACCAGAUGUUGACCAUCAACCCUGCCAAGAGGAUCACUGCUGACCAGGCUCUCAAGCACCCAUGGAUCUGCCAACGUUCCACAGUGGCUUCCAUGAUGCACCGCCAAGAGACUGUGGAGUGCCUGCGCAAGUUCAACGCCAGGAGAAAACUCAAGGGAGCCAUCCUCACCACCAUGCUGGUGACCAGAAACUUCUCAGUGGGCCGACAGCACACCAGCCCUGCGGCCACCACCAGCACAGCUGCUCUUGCUUCAGAAGCAUGCAAAAGUUUACUCAACAAGAAGUCGGAUGGUGGAGUGAAGCCGCAGACAAACAACAGUAAAAACAGUGUAGUGAGCAGUACCAGCAGCACCAAAGACAGCAGCAUAUCAUCUUCAGCACCAAUGGAACCACAGACCACUGUCGUGCACAACCCAGCUGACGGCACCAAGGGCUCUACAGAGAGCUGUAACAUCACAGAAGAGGAGGAUGUGAAAGGUAGGAAAGUGUCUGCGUGCGGGUCUAGCGUGGACAGUGCAAUGGUCAGCCAGUGCAGUGCCAGUGAGGAACAGACCCAGGCUCAGCCCCCUCACUGCCCACCCGCCUCUGCCCCACUGCAUGACGAUGCUAAGCACACUUUUGCUAAUUGGAAAAGUUCAGGUCAUAGCUCCUGUCCUGACUUAGAGCAAGCUCUGCCUGCGCCACCCUCCGUGGCCCCAGGGGGCAGCAACGUGCAGCUGACUCGCAAACAGGAGAUCAUCAAGAUUACUGAGCAGCUGAUUGAGGCCAUCAACAACGGAGACUUCGAGGCUUACACGAGAAUCUGUGACCCCGGACUAACCUCGUUUGAACCUGAGGCUUUGGGAAACCUGGUGGAGGGCAUGGACUUCCACAAGUUCUACUUUGAGAACUUGUUGAGUAAGAACAGUAAGCCGGUCCACACCACCAUCCUGAACCCCCAUGUGCACCUGAUCGGGGAGGACGCGGCCUGCAUCGCCUACAUCCGCCUGACCCAGUACAUCGACAGCCAGGGGCGCCCGCGCUCUUGCCAGUCAGAGGAGACCCGCGUGUGGCACCGCCGCGAUGCCAAGUGGCUCAACGUGCAUUUCCACUGUUCAGGAGCGCCUGCCGCACCUCUCCAGUGAACCUUUAUCAGACACAGCUUUGCCUGAAUUCUGAAACCGAUUGGAGCAUUUUCUCAGUGGUCGGAUUGGCGCCAAGAGCCCUGCCAGAAGAGAACGCUUGGAAGUUUAAAAUCGAAGGGGAAAAUAUAACAAAAUAAAAUAUUUUAAAGCCGACCGACUGACAACACCACCACCACCAAUCCAGUCCAACCCUAGCUAUAUGUUGGGGGCCGGCUGUAGCUGAAGCCCUGCCCUCCGGACGGUGCAUGCUUCUGACGCCCACAGGGGGGCGCUGUCUUGUCCUUUUCCAUGGAUCCAUAUUUUUUGGCAGUUUUGAAAGGUGUUUAAAGUAUUAACAUAUGUAAAAUAAAUUAUCAAAAAACCUUCACAUUUAAUCAGCAGGUAUGGUAGUAAUGAUUCAAGAAAAUAAAUGUGAAUUUUCUAUAAAAAAAAUAGAAAAAGGAGAACACCCUAAUUUUUGUGGUGGUUGUUUUUUUGUUUUGUUUGUUUCACAGUUAACAUAUCUAAUUAUUUCUGUUGUUGGAUGCAAACAAAUGCUAGAAGGGAUCAUUUAUGAAAAACAAAAAGCUUGAUUCAAUCCGUAUCGCAGGUUCAGCGCUAUGGCGCGAUUGAAAUUUAAAGGUCAUUUUUAUGAUUGAGCUGACCGAUGCAGCGUUUGCCGUGAAUGCAGUCUCCACGAACGUGAGCACAUUGCCUUUAAAUUUCAAACGCGUUAUAGUGCUGAACAUCCGCGAUACGAAUUGAACCAAGCUCUAAAUGGUUACUUACAGUAAUAUCAACAUUUUAGACAUUGUUUUAAUGUAGAUGUUAUCUUUUUAUGGGUCGGGUGCAUUGCAGAAGGGACUCUGUUUUUUAGUAUUCUGAUGUGUUAUUGUGGACCUCUUCAUUUUUAUCCCCUGAAAGAUGCUGUAUUUGAAAGUAUUUUGUGUGUGAAGAUUUUUUUUAUGGGGACUUUAUUUAAUAUAGUAAUGUAUACAUUCAUAUUUAUAAGGAGAAAGACUUUACUUUCAGGGUUUGGAUGCGUGUGUGAGAGUGAAGAUGUGUUCUCAUGUCCCUAUAGCUCCCUUUUCAAGCUCGUUUGCGCUUUGAGAUCCCCAGUGUAUAUGCACACAUGCAUGCUCACACAAGGCCCAAAAUCCAGCUCACUGUGCUGUGCCCUUUGGGUAUGUAGACCAGCCAGCUCCUCCAGCAACAGGCCACAUUCUCCUGACCAGCACAACCUGAAGUUGCAGAACACUACUAUUGGUUCAGUGUGCCGAGUUUGCCUUCUUCCUUGGGCCACUAGAGGGCGCAUGGCACAAUCAAGCCUACUGCUACUAUUCUGACGGAGACCCCAAACCACAAACUCUGAAAGCUCGUACACCUCUCCUUCCUAUUGUUUUCUACUCUGACUUUAACAUGUUUGAUAAAACAUUUUUUGGGGGGAAAUAUGGAAAAAUGUAAUCAAAUCUAAAAUGGCCGGUACUGUUUGGCACAAACUUGAGACUCAAUGCUGUUCUGUUCACUCCCCGGAUGAACGUUUCUGCAACUUCAGGUUAAGCUCACUUACUCCUGGGGUCUCUACCUGUGUUUCUGUAGUUAGUGACCCUGCUAAUCAUCUUUCUAUUAGCGCCACUCAGUGUGAUAUCACCCUUUGCCUGUCUCUCUUGUUCUGGUCCCGGUCCUGUUCUCGAACAUUGUAUAUUGUCCGUCUUCGCUUGCCAUACCUCUCUGUAAAGUCAUUGGCACUAAAAGCAUGUGAAAAUGAAAAUGCUGUAAAGUGGGGUGUUGAGUUGGCCAGUGGCUGGUGGUGGCAUGUCGAACAGCUGGCUGGGGAAGGGCCGGGAGGUGGAUCUGGGGGCCACGCUUAAGGCAAUCAAUAGAUUGGUCCCUUUAUCCCGGUUUCAGUUGUAACUGUUCUAGAUGUUAGUGUUUGUACUGUUGGUAUUAUUAUGAAUAACCCAUUUCUUUUUGAGAUUGGAGCUGGAAAUAUGGGGAGGCAGUUGAGGUGGGGGUUGGGGCUCAGGCAGCUGGCCAAUCACACCCAAGCCUCCCCUGUCCAACCCAAUUCCCACAAUACACAUAUGUGGAAUCAACACACACACAGUGCACUCCCAAUGCAAAUUAUAUUUGAAUAUAUAUAUACACUGAACAAAAAUAUAAACGCAACAUGUAAAGUGCUGGUCCCAUGUUUCAUGAGCUGAAAUAAAGAUCCCAGAAAUGUUCCAUACUCACAAAAAGCUUAAAUAUCUAACAUUUUGAGCACAAAUUUGUUUACAUCCCUCUUAAUGAGCAUUUCUCCUUUGCCAAGAUAAUCCAUCCACCUGACAGGUGUGGCAUAUCGAGAAGCUGAUUAAACAGCAUGACCAUUAAUCUGGUGCUCCCUGGGCCGUUAAAACAAUAAAAGGUCACUAAAAUCUGCAGUUUUGUCACAUAACACAAUGUUGAGGGAGCAUGCAAUUGGCAUGCUGACUGCAGGAAUGUCCACCAGAGCUGUUGCCAGAAAAUGUCAUGUUCAUUUCUCUAGCAUAACAUUUUAGAGAAUUUGGUAGUACGUCCAACUGGCCUCACAACCGCAGAACACUUGUAACCACGCCAGCCCUCCUCAUCCUGCUUCUUCACCUAAGGGAUCGAGGGGGCUGCUGCUGAGGAGUGUUCUUAUGUUUUACCAUUAACGGGAGGGAGGGUGCUUCUGAGGAGCAUUUUUGUCUGUAAUAAAGUCUUUUUAUGGGGAAAGAACACUGAUUGGCUGGGCCUGGCUCCCAGUGGGUGGGCCUAUGCUCUCCUCCCAGGCCCACCCAUGGCUGUGCCCCUGCCCGGUCAUGUGAUUAGAGCCUAAUUUAUGUAUAUGAACUGGAACUCAGCAAAAUCUUUGAAAUUGUUGCGUUUAUUUGUUUGUUAUGAGAGACACACAAAAAUACAAUCUCCCUUUAAAAACAUAUCUUUGUGAUAAUGGUAAAACAUUGGAACACUGUUUUUCACUGUGUUGUAGCAACUUGUGACUUUGUACCGCCAGAGGGGUGAAGCUUGCUGUUAACCCCUUCAUUUCUGUGCUAAGCAGCUCCAUAGUACUGGCGUUCCAUUGAACCUGUGGAAGGCCGGGCACCGAAAAGACAACAACCUACCGAUGAGACUCUUGGUCAUAGAAAAUGAUAUCACAAUAUGUUGAAUGAAACACGUUAAAACAAAACCUGUGCUCGGUGUUCAUAUCAUGGUCACAACUGGCCCCGCCCACCCUACUGCGCAUUGUGACAUACCUGCCAUGAAACUGUUUCCCUUUUGCACCAUAAUGCAUUGUAUACAGUACUGAACUGUGUGAUGUUUUUUUGGCUCAAAUAGUUUUUCCUGACUUUGUGCUGUGGGCACUGGCCUCUCUCUCCCACUGGGCCUGAUGCUUCCAUUCAUUGCGUCGGUGUUCACACAGCCAUGGGAAUGAGAACUACUAUGCGGUUUACUUCAACUCUUCAAAAGAAUUCAAAGGGAAGAAGAGGAGAGAAAUAGUUAUUGAGGGAAGGAUAGUUAACCUUGGAUUAUCUAUAGCCUACCUAACUAGCUAGCAGGACAGGAAGAGGGCCUUGAUAUACUUACAAAAACAAAUACUGAAAAAUACAUUAAAAGCCACACACUUUAACAACUAUAUAUGCAGUUUUACAAGAGAAAGAAAUAUGCAUGUCUACUUUCUGGUAAUAUUUUUCACUGUCUGUGUUUACUUGAUUCAAAAAAUGGAAAUCUAUAUGUUACUUGCAUUCUCAAGGUCAAUGAAAAUGUCUCCGUCUCAAAUAUUGAAAUGAAGUGAUAUCACGUUUAAAAAAAAGUACAAAAAAUAAAAUCAAAAAGCUAUAUUUGCUUCAUUGUAAUCAUAUAGUAAGGAUACAUAUGACUAUACUCCGUUUUCAUUUGGAUGCUGGAUUUUUGCAUGACCAUAUAAUAAAUAAAACCAUGACUUAAACGAUCAAGUGUUUGUUUGAAUGUUAGUAGAUCAUCAUAGCUUUGUUAUUAUGGAAACGAUCUGAGAAGUAUUUCAUUAAAAUUACAUUUCAACAUAA